This is a messenger RNA of Sphaeramia orbicularis (orbiculate cardinalfish), 1767 nucleotides long. Its product is annotated as DNA repair protein RAD51 homolog 3-like. Gene Ontology annotation, cellular component: Rad51B-Rad51C-Rad51D-XRCC2 complex; Rad51C-XRCC3 complex; replication fork. Gene Ontology annotation, biological process: reciprocal meiotic recombination; DNA repair; meiotic DNA recombinase assembly. The record is from RefSeq and is a predicted model, not a curated record. Gene Ontology annotation, molecular function: four-way junction DNA binding; crossover junction DNA endonuclease activity; ATP binding. NCBI's taxonomy places the organism in Eukaryota, Metazoa, Chordata, Actinopteri, Kurtiformes, Apogonidae.
CAAACAGGAAGUGUGUUUAUUCACUUCCGCAUCCCCGAACCGAAAGGCAUGUUGGGAUACGUGUCACGGCGCGGUGUUUUGAAGGCGGACUGUUGAUGUUUUGUUUUUUCCGGUGAAGAUGCUCAGACCUGUGUCCAGUUUACCUCUGGGCUCCAGUGUGAGGCUCAGACUGGGAGGCGCUGGGUUCCAGUUCACAGCCGACCUGAAGCACCUCAGCCCGGAUCAGCUGAGCACAGAGACCGGUCUGAACCACCAGGAGGCGCUGGAGGUGCUGCAGGCCGUGACCUCAGAUGGGGGCGGAGUCUCCUUCACAGCUCUGGAGCUCCUUCAGAAGGAGGCGGAGCUUAAGAGCAUUGUGACGUUCUCGUCUCAGCUGGACGCGGCACUGGGAGGAGGAGUUCCUGUCGGGAAAACCACAGAGGUCUGCGGCGUUCCGGGAAUCGGAAAAACCCAACUGUGUCUGCAGCUGGCGGUUGACGUCCAGAUCCCAGAGUGCUUCGGGGGGGUCGGAGGUCAGGCGCUGUUCAUCGACACCGAGGGCAGCUUCACGGUCCAGAGACUCGUCGACCUCGCCGCCGCCGCCGUCCGCCACUGCUCGCUGCUGGUUGAAGACGACGAGCAGCGGGACGCCAUGACGAUGUUCACCGUGGAAACCAUCCUGUCCAACCUGUUCCUGGUGCGUUGCCGUGACUACGUGGAGCUCCUGGCUGAGGUCCACCUGCUGCCGGACUUCCUGUCUCAGCACCCGAACAUCCGCCUCCUGGUGAUUGACAGCGUGGCGUUCCCGUUCCGCCUCCUCUUCGACGAGCUCUCGCAGAGGACACGCCUCCUCAACGGCCUCGCUCAGCGGCUCAUCACCACGGCGACCAGCCACAACAUCGCCGUGGUGAUGACCAACCAGAUGACCACCAGGGUGCAGCAGGGCGGACAGUCACAGCUUGUCCCCGCCCUCGGAGACAGCUGGGGUCACGCCGCCACUCUGAGGCUCCUCCUCCAGUGGGCGGGGUCUCAGCGAAUGGCGACCUUAUUUAAAUCUUCAUGUCACAUGGACACCACCGUCCAAUACCAGAUAACCUCCGAUGGCUUCAGAGACACUGACCAAUCAGAGCAGCCGCAGAGCAAACGCCCCCGGAUACAAACCGACCAAUCAGCUUCAAGCCAGAGGGACGGCAGCUGAUUGGUCAGAGCUGAGGGUACUGUCGGCCAAUCAGAGACUGAGGUGCAGAGUGUGUUUGCUCUACAUGAAAUAUGCACAGUUUAUGUUCUGACGUAUCUUUUCUUAAAACAGAUUUAUAUUUUUACACAGAUUGAGCAGCUCGUUAAUCAGUUUGAUCGAUCAUUGAAACGGAGCAUUGAUCACUUUGGUUCGGUUCAUGUACAGCAUCUAAAGACUGGAUUUUUGAACAAAUCACAGUUAGUUUAGCAAAGUUAUUUUGACCAAAAACAUGAUAAAAAUGAAUGAAAUUAAUGAAUCCAUUUAUGAUGAGACUGAGCAGGUUUAGUCGAUGACAGAGGGACGUAUUUAUCCACUUUAGGACAAAAAAGAAAGAAAAAGACAGCUUUAAAACGUCAUAAAAUAUUUUUCACAAAUAUUCUCAGAUAACAAAAAUAAAUCUGUAAAAAAAACUGGACAAUUAUUUGUUAAUAAAAAUAUUAAAAGUUGUAAUCAAUGAAUUUCUCUCAUUACUUUUGUGUCAGAAUCAGCUGCUAAAAAUAAAAUUUCCCUUUACAUUAAACCUUUCUGUAGCCAGUUAUAAAAUUAUCCUC